Onychostoma macrolepis is the source of this 6435-nucleotide messenger RNA. RefSeq names its product glutamate-rich protein 6. The transcript has 14 exons. The coding region runs from base 466 to 2001 and encodes 511 amino acids. Lineage: Eukaryota; Metazoa; Chordata; Actinopteri; Cypriniformes; Cyprinidae. The record is from RefSeq and is a predicted model, not a curated record.
AUUUCAGUUAACUGAGCAUUCGCGAGUCAGACAAUUUAUGCUUAACUAAGAAUAAUGCUUGGCCUGCGUCCCAAUGUACAUCCUAAAUUCUAUGUGAUAAUUUUAUGUCUGCCUGAACGCUAUACAGUCUCCCACAGCGUUUGAUAUUACAGGCUGGACAACUCCCCUAAGAGCUCUCAAAUAUCCAUGGAUACCAUCAACACUGCACUGGGUGCAUACCUUCAAUGCACCGCUGUGGAACAAUCCAGCUGAGUCUAAACAUUCCUGACCUCAGGUUCGAUCAUUAUUCAGAAGAUAAAGUGUGACAGAGGAAUAAAAAUAUCUCAUAUUUCAUAUACAAAUAUAUUUUCUCUAUUCAAGGAGAAAAAAAAAAAGUCUGAUAUAUAAGAAACUGCAGGUAAAAUAUAAUCCGGACCAUUGGAAUAAUGAACAUGGUAUACCUAUACCCAGGAAUACCUAUGUGAUAUGGAAAAUCAAAAGAGAACUUUUCAGCAAGAUGCUGAUUCGGCAUUGAUGGAUUCAGAGAUGGGAACACUCCUAAAUUAUAUUGAUUGUCAGAUGGAGCAGGAGUAUUUCCAGACAUUGGAAUCCUCACCAGAUCUCUGUCGUGGGCUUCCAGGACUUUUAAGAUACAAAAGAGAGUCCCAGGAAAGGAUGUACAGUCCUCAGCCUCAACAGCAACUGGACUCUCCAAUAUGCUGUCAGUUCUGUGGUUUGAGAGCUUGGCCGCCUCUGGAUCCGGUUUAUGCAGAGACACGAGAGGACUUCUGCUGUGAGAACUACAGAGAGUUGUUUGAGAUUGUGGUCCAUGAAAAGCAUCUAGCUAUGAAACGUUCUGAUGCAAGGCCUAGUGGACCUGCUCAACUAGAUGACCCCUUCAUCACUGAGGACGAAGAACUACAAGAAAGAGGAAAACACAGUUUCAGACAGCAGCAGAGAGAGAUGCAGAGAUAUGACAGAGAUGCUCACUCCAGUUUAUUGGCAUCAAACAACAAACUUGUCUCAAGGCCACUGAAAAUCCAGCUUUGCCAUCACAGUUUCAGACAGCAGCAGAGAGAGAUGCAGAGAUAUGACAGAGAUGCUCACUCCAGUUUAUUGGCAUCAAACAACAAUGUGCCUCAUGAUAAAACAGUCAUCAGUUUCCGGCUCUCCAAUUGUCCACCCAGUGAGGAUGCUUGGAAAGUUAAAGAGUACAUGCAUGUGGACGAGACCUCUGGACGAUGGACACAUGAGUCUUCUAAUCCGGGGUCAAUUCAGUUUGGUUUAUCUCAUCACCAGUACAAUUCAAGUUUCUUGGAGAAGUACUACUCUAAUGGAGAUAAAUUUCUCACCGUGUUUCCAGAUGCUUCUGCGCAAGUUUUCUAUCCCUCAGGAAACUUGGCUCUCAUCAUUCUCAGCAGUAAGAAGGAAAGGAUCUGUAUCAUACAUGAUGACAUGCCGACUCCUCUCUGUCCAGUCAGAGCCCUCUUUCAGUCUAAUGGCAGAGCCACUUGUUACCAUAGCAACGGCAGCAUUUGGUUGAGUAUGGAUGCUUGGGGUGGACGGAGUCUAGAUGAAGGCGGGAGAAGGAUCAGAUCAUGGAGCUGGACAGACCAGGCUCAAACCCCAACACCCCUGAGACCACUCUUUCUGUCACUCAACAGAAAUAUAGGGGUACGAGUUCUUGGGCAACCGUUGGUGUUUGUGUCAUUUCUUGCUUCUGGACAGCAAGCCAGAUUCAGAGUAGGCAGCUGUGAGCUGUCUAAAGAACACAACAUACCUCCUCAAGUCUUCAUGUGUAAAGAGGAACUGGUACUUCUGGCAUGCAGGGUUGGCCUUCACAUGGCUCUGAUACGGUUACAGCAGUGCCAAGCCUUCCCAUCCAGCCCAACACACCUGCGGGUCAGACCUCCACCUUUCCUCCACUCGCUGGUCCGAAGGUUGAGGAGUUUAAGCCACAGAGUACAAAUGGAAGAGCCAGACAAGACCUUUAUCCAGCGCUGUCUGCAGGCCUGUCCAUGAACUGACAUGCUUGAAAAAGCAUACAAAACAUGCUGGAGUAAUUUGACUUGACUAUAGGUUUGAGGAAAAAAGUUGUCGAUGUCCCUUGUCAAUAUUUUAAUGAUGUAUGAAAUACUACUCAGACAGAAGUGACUUUCAAACACAGCUGCUUUCUGUUGCGGUCAAUGUGGCAAAUUCAUGCAACCAACUACAAGCGGUUUCAGAAUCUGCAUAGGGAAUUCUUUUCGCACUCAUACUAACUUCCAAAACAAUCUCAUGGCAAAUCAUAACUACUUUAUGUUGUGGCUCAUUCAUAGGUUUUCAUAUGGUCUGCCCCAGUGUUAUAUUGUGAAACAUUCACAUUGUACAAAUUCAUACAAAAUUGUCACCUCCAAUGGAAUUCACACUUCGCCUAGAGUUUGAUUAACAGGUGAUCUGACCAAUCAUAACGCUGAAUCUACCAGUUUGUCUGACAAACAAACCAGACUGGACGGUAGUUAACAUCAGUGGACUUGAACUUGAAAAAUGGUGUGAAUUGACGUCUUUCCGUGGUUGAAACAAGAUACCUUCUGAUAUUCAUUCAUGUUUAUUUUGUGCUAUAACUAGAGGAAGAGAUGAUCAGUUCACAUGCCGCUUGAACUGAGAGCUACAGCAAUCUGUCACGACACAUUAAAGAGCAACAAAAUGGUAUUUGUUUGAAUUUCUUAAAAAAAAUGAAAGUUGAGACUUCGUUUUAUUUCAAAAGUAACCGGCUCUUUCUUGUCUGUCGUUGUGUUGUCAGUGUUCUCUUUGCUCCGCGAUGUAUUUUUUUUUACUGCGUAAAAACAUGAUGCAACAGUAAUUAAGGGUGGAUGGGUGGGCUUGUGAAUAUGCAUACAAAAGCUGGCCAUAAGCGAUUAUUUAUAGUUAGUCUUUUAUACACCUAUGAUUUCGCUUCAGAAGACAUUGCUUUAUUAUUGGAGUUGUAUGGAUUAUUGUCAUGAUAGCUGUGUGUGUCAACAUUUGGGCAAUCAAUAACUUACAUUAUAUUAUAAUAUUUACUUAUAUUGAAAAAAUUAAAAAACUGUUCAUGUUCAUGUGAAGAAUGAUAAAAAUAUUAUUCAUCUGCAAUGGCAUGAGGGUAAGGAAACAAUGAAUUUUAAUUUUUGGAUGGACUAUCCCUUUAUCCCGUUAUCAGAUAAAGGCUGAUUCACACCUGUAACAGUAACUAUAAUGGCAUCCACAUAAGGAAUGAUAAGAUUCUUUUUAUUAUAAGCGUAUGCUGUAGUUUUGUUGCCUGCCUGUUUUUACCAUUCAUUAACUGGAAAAAAUUGCUCCGAAAAUGAAUUUAACUAUAUUGUUCCUCUGUGGCACUAUCGUUAUAGCUGUGGUGUGGACUUUGCUAUUCUCAUAGAAUUAAACAUACAUUUAACUUUAUAGCUAUCAUCCUUGAUAUGAGCAAGCCUUAAGCCUAGGUCUCGACUAGUCCUUUUUAAGAGAAAAUUUACAACAUUAUUUUAACCUAAUCAACAUUACACAAACUGACCUAAAUGUUUUACUAGUACCCACCAUAUUGUGUGUUUCAAGUUUUUCUUUCUCUUUGGAGUGUUACAAGCCGUUUGUGCAUAGAUAAGAUCCCUGAAGUUGCAAAGACUAAAGUCUCAAAACCAAAGAGAUAUUCUUUAUAAAAGUUAAAGAGUCGACCACGCCCCCCUAAAACGGCUCAUUCAAACACACCCCCACAUGUCUAUGUCAUGGUGUGGGGAGAUUUGCAGAACACCGCCCAAACGAAGAAAGGCGGCGGGACUUUUAUUCUUGCUGUAGUACUGUUGCUGCCGCCGGCGCCAUGUCCUGGAGACGCUGUGUUUCGUUGUGAAAGCAAAACUAUUUUAGUACUUUGGCUUCCAAAAGAGGACACAACUAGAAAUCAGUGGUUAAGUUGUAUUUACAACACUGUUCCAGAACAGUUCAACCCAAAUAUUAGAGUGUGUGCAGCACAUUUUACGGAGGACUAUUUCCUGAACCUAGGAGUAGCCUGCCAGAUUCUCAAAGACUGUUUCUAUAAAGUGGGGCAAUUCCAACUUUGCAAGGACAGUCUGGUGCUUCUGACUCACAGCCUGUAAGUAUGUUUUCAUAUUUAAAGAAUUUGCCACAGACUAUUCAAACGCAAGUUUUGAGCUGUGUAGAGUAGUGCUUGUUGUUUGUCGUUUCUCCAUUCACAAAUGCAGACAUGGUAAUGUUUACGUGGCGCAAUGCAACACGACGCUUAAAAAGAUAGUAUAAGUCAUUAUAAUCAGUAAUUAUGUCCCCACUGGAUGCAACAAAUGCUUCGUUUAUGAGUUUUACUGUUUUCGUGUUGUCGCGCCGGGACACGGCCGGGGAGUCGACUCCAAAAGAGACGAUUCCUCGACUUUGAAUAGCUCUAGAGUCAGAGUCGUCUCCAGCACUGGAAUCGACUCUCGUUGUGAGUCGACUCAGAAAUCGCAGAUGUCUUCACUGGUUCUCACAUCUAAGUGAGAAUCUAAGAAGCAUGAAGGAUUUUUAGAAAUCUUGGCCAACUGAAAAGUAUGAAAAUGAAAAGUAUGAGCAUGUACAGCACUCAAUAAUUAGUUGGGGCUCCUUUUGCCUGAAUUACUGCAGCAAUGCGGCGUGGCGUGGAGUCGAUCAGUCUGUGGCACUGCUCAGGUGUAAUAAGAGCCCAGGUUGCUCUGAUAGUGGCCUUCAGCUCAUCUGCAUUGUUGGGUCUGGCAUAUCGCAUCUUCCUCUUCACAAUACCCCAUAGAUUUUCUAUGGGGUUAAGGUCAGGCGAGUUUGCUGGCCAAUUAAGAACAGGGAUACCAUGGUCCUUAAACCAGAUACUGGUUGCUUUGGCACUGUGUGCAGGUGCUAAGUCCUGUUGGAAAAUUAAAUCUGCAUCUCCAUAAAGUUGGUCAGCAGCAGGAAGCAUGAAGUGCUCUAAAACUUCCUGGUAUACGGCUGCGUUGACCUUAGACCUCAGAAAACACAGUGGACCAACACCAGCAGAUGACAUGGCACCCCAAACCAUCACUGACUGUGGAAACUUUACACUGGACCUCAAGCAACGUGGAUCGUGUGCCUCUCCUCUCUUCCUCCAGACUCUGGGACCCUGAUUUCCAAAGGAAAUGCAAAAUUUACUUUCAUCAGAGAACAUAACUUUGGACCACUCAGCAGUAGUCCAGUCCUUUUUGUCUUUAGCCCAGGCGAGACGCUUCUGAUGCUGUCUGUUGUUCAAGAGUGGCUUGACACAAGGAAUGCGACAGCUGAAACCCAUGUCUUGCAUACGUCUGUGCAUAGUAGUUCUUGAAGCACUGACUCCAGCUGCAGUCCACUCUUUGUGAAUCUCCCCCACAUUUUUUAAUGGGUUUUGCUGUGAGUGAACGAAAUUAAGUGAGGAUCCGUUUGCAGUGCAGUCCGUGAGCGGUGCAGAAGCAGCAGCACGGGCUCAUUGUGCUUUCACAUAAGACACGUUUGAGUGCGCUGUGAUUCGCUGCUGUUUAAACGGGCUGUGCACACGUGCGUCGGAUAGCUGGAGUUGUCGCAGAAAUGACUUUCCCCCCAUACUUUUAUCCUACGUGAAGGUUACUUUAGAAAUAAACAACAGUCAUAGUAAAUUAAGUUUGUAAUUAUACAUGGUUCUGUGACAGCUUUGUAGUUUAAUCGAUGCUUUGUUAUGCGAUGUUAUGUUUAAUGCAAUACAAUUUGGUUUUCCAUGGUUAACCUAGGCUAUUUGUGUUCAAUCAUUAACCUUAAAUCAUUAAAAACUCACAUAAUAAACAAGAAUAAAAAUCAAUAAGUUCGCAUUCGUAUGCAUUUACUCGUUUACUAACUGCUUGUUUUCUUAAAAAAAAAAACAACACUAGCUUUUCUAAUCUUUUUGUAUUCCAUCUAUGGUUUCUUUUUAGUUAUUAUACAAUUAACAAAAGCAAAAAAGGCCUCUAACACUAGCUUGCUCUAUUCCUUUUCUAUUCUAUCGGUUUUCCUUUUAUUAGGCUAUAUAAUAAUAAAAAAAAAAAAAUGUCUGCACUAACUGAGACUUGUUAUAGCACUUGCAUAUAUUGCUCUUUUGUUGAUUUUGAUUGCUUCCAUUAUCCAAAGUGACUUACAAAUGAGGACAAAGUGUCUGCUAAAUGACAAAAUUUAUGUAUUUUUAAUAUCAAUGCAAUGCAAGACAAUAGCGCCAACCCCUGACCAUUAUAAUGUGAAAAAUUCCUAGCUAAUUUAAAGGUUAUGUCACCGCUAAAUUGAGUGAUUUGGACAGUCACGCUAAAUUGAGUCGUGGAGUCGACUCCGAAAAACCUGGAACCGAACACCCCUACAAUACAGUAAGGGGCGUAACAUUUCCUCUCACGCUUGAGGUAUUCGGCCAAUCUUACGCACUGGAUAACUGGCCAAUCAGAGCACGCCUAGCAAUGUAAUCUUUAAAAGGAACACUCCACUUUUUUUGGAAAUAGGCUC